GCGGCAUAAACUUCCAGACCCUGUUACGAGUUAAAUAAACACCAACGUAAUGCUUUAUUAAAUUAGUCGUACAGCUGACAGAGUAGAUGGCCUGCUUUUCUGAAGGGGCGUGUUCUUACUAUCUCGACUGAGAGCUCCGCUUCGCUCUGCCUCUGUAUCUGGCGAGCUACUAACUAUCUACCCAGGCAGCGACGGUUGUAGUAGUCGAAGCUGAAAAUAGCCAGCUAGCUUUGCUGCUCCCGUCUAAUCUAACUGAAGAGUCGACGAGAAUUAAAAAUGCUGGAAACCAAUCCAAAUUCAUGAACGCGCAGAAGACGUUUGCAGGAGGAAACUAUGGAAGACUGAGAGACGGGAGACAUUUUAUCGGCGGAUUUUUACCGGCUUUUCGGCCAAGCCACCAGCUUAAACAGCCUUCGCAAAAAGCUUCUGCCUCUCCGCGGAAGUCGUGGUCGGAAAAUACGGUCAAGGUACAAAGGGGCAGCGUGGUGUGAGUCCCCAUGAGAAAACCACGACGGAGGGGAGGCCUGUCCGGGGCCCAAAGUGAUGCCGCAGACACAGGUACAGCAGGUAGGGGGGCGUCACAGCCACGCUCGCUCUCUCCCUACCGGCUGAAGGUUUCACCAACCAGAGAAACCCUAACGUACGCCCAGGCUCAGAAGAUUGUGGAGGUGGACCUGGAUGGAAGACUGCAUCGGAUAAGCAUCUUUGACCCCUUGAUGGUGAUCACUGAAGAUGAGAUGACAGCUCAGGACAUUGCAGAGUGCAACAGCAACAAAGAAAACAGUGAGCAGUCAUCGGUGACCACCGCUGUCGGCUCCCCGCGACGAUCGGUGGCCCACAGGGGCAAAAAGAAAGAUGUGAAGCAGUUGUCAUCGUCUUCAUCACAAAACCACUGCUCCAACUCUCACGGACAAUCUCAGAUGCAUUCGAGUGUGAACAGCCACCAUGGCACCUUACCCAAACCCACUUUCAGAGAGCAAGAGUCUUAUGAACCGGUUGAGGCGCCUCUUCGCCCCUCGGCGUACUACCGUUACAUUGAGAAGUCUGGGGAAGAGAUGGAAACGGAUGCGGAGUAUGACAUGGACGAGGAGGACAUGGCCUGGCUGGAGCUGGUGAACGAGAGAAGAGCGUCAGAAGGCCAUCCGCAAGUCUCGGCAGACACUUUUGAACUCCUGAUAGAUCGAAUAGAAAAAGAGUCUUUCUUAGAGUCGCGAAGCCAAGCGCCCUCUCAGAGCAUCAUCGACGAAGACGCUUUCUGCUGCGUCUGCCUCGAUGACGAAUGUCUCAACAGUAACGUCAUCUUGUUUUGUGACAUCUGCAACUUGGCUGUGCAUCAGGAGUGCUACGGCGUUCCCUACAUCCCCGAAGGCCAGUGGCUCUGUCGCUGUUGCCUCCAGUCACCUUCUCGCCCCGUGGACUGUGUGCUUUGCCCGAAUCGGGGCGGAGCGUUUAAACAGACCAGCGAUGGGCGGUGGGCACAUGUGGUCUGUGCUAUUUGGAUCCCGGAGGUGUGUUUCGCCAACACGGUCUUCCUCGAGCCCAUCGAGGGCGUGGACAACAUUCCACCAGCUAGGUGGAAGCUAACAUGUUACCUGUGUAAGCAGAAAGGUUGCGGAGCGUCCAUUCAGUGCCACAAGGCCAACUGCUACACAGCUUUCCAUGUGACCUGUGCACAGAGAGCGGGACUCUUUAUGAAAAUAGAGCCGGUCAGAGAGAAUACUGUGAAUGGGACUACGUUUUCGGUGAAAAAGACUGCUUUUUGUGAGGCGCACUCUCCGCCUGCGAAGGACGGGUCGGAUGAUGAAGAGACCGGGGGGAGGGUUUUGGGCUGUCGGGCUAACAGGGGUCGCAGUGCCUACACGCAAACGCCACCGCUUAAGAAGCAGAAACGAAGCAAUAAACUGGAUUCUAAGCAGCAGCAGAAGAAAGGAAAGAAAGAAGAGAUGUCGAAAAAAGUCACAACGCCUUUGGUCACCGUCCCAGAAAUCCCAAAUCACAGAUUGAACAAAAUUGCUAAAGAUGUGAUCAUACAGAAGAAGAAUCAGUUCAUGCAGAGACUUCAUAAUUAUUGGUUACUUAAGCGUCAGUCACGCAACGGAGUGCCUCUCAUCCGUCGUUUACACUCACAUCUGCAGGGUCAGAGGAGUGCAGAACAGGCGGAGCCAGAUGAAAAGCUGAAUGCUGUGAGAGAAGAGCUGAAAUACUGGCAGAAGCUUCAUCACGAUCUGGAGCGAGCGCGACUCCUGAUCGAGCUCAUUCGCAAGAGAGAGAAACUAAAGAGAGAGCAGGUAAAGAUUCAUCAGGCUGUGACUGAGCAUCAGUUAACUCCGAUCCUGGUACUGCUGCGAUCCACUUUAGAACAGCUCCAGGAGAAAGAUACUGCAAAAAUAUUUGCACAGCCUGUCAACUUGAAAGAGGUCCCAGAUUACCUGGAGUUUAUCACGCACCCCAUGGACUUCUCCACCAUAAAAUCCAAAUUGGAGGCUCACAAAUAUCGCUCCAUCACUGACCUUGAGGCUGAUUUCAACCUCAUGAUCAAAAACUGCCUGCUUUAUAAUGCUAAAGACACUGUGUUUUACCAAGCUGCAAUACGCCUGAGGGACCUAGGGGGAGCUAUCCUGAGGCACGCUCAAAGACAAGCCCAAAACACAGGCUUCGACCUGGACACGGGCAUGCACCUGGCAGAAUCGCCACAUAAAAAUGACUACUACCGCUGCACUUUGGAAGAUGUCGACACGCUGCUAGACCCUGAUAAUCGAUUGCACAUGACAACAGAAAACCAGUUAAGGGAGCUGCUAGAUAAAUUAGAUGUGGUGACGUCCAUGCGCUCAAGUGGGGCACGAACACGCCGUAUACGCCUGCUCCGGCGAGAAAUCAACAGCAUCCGCUAUAAACAGCAGUCACGGAACUCGCACAUGCUCAAUGGAGACCUCAAAGAGGAAGACGAGGAGGAGGAUGAAGACAAGGAAAUGGAUGGUGAACAUAACCUGUCAUCAUCAUCGUCAGAUAAAGAUGACUGUAAAUCAACCCCUCCACCCAUGCUGGAGCCCACAGGCCUGGCUUUGUCCCCUCCACCAGCAGACCCCCACCAAGAACCUCCAACCCUCCGACCCAUGACAUCCGACCCCAGGACGUCCUCAUGCCCACCUAAGCGCCUCAAACUCAACAGCGAGAGCCAAGAGGCCGAUUCAGACACCGCACCUGUGAACAGCUGCACCAAAACUGAGGAUCGCCCGGCCGAGAACAAACUGAUAAACGGCCUCUCCUCCACAGAGUCACCGACCCGGCCUACAACCGGAGGGGUCGGCCGGCGGACGUCCGUCCUUUUCAAAAAAGCAAAAAAUGGAGCAAAACUCCAGCGAGAGAAAGACAAUCAGGUGCAGAACGGAAGCAGGGAGGAGGUCUUCAGCGCUGACCCAGACCUUGCACGCACACCCAACUGCACCGCCACCAUCAAGACUGAAACUACAGCCCAGCCAAAACCUUCGACACCUCCGCCCAUAUCAACCCCGGCCAAACAAAGAGCAAGAAGUCACAGCUGUAGUCCAGAGCGUGAGAUGACACCUCCUCGACUCAGUCUAGAGCCUGCUCUCACCAACGGAUUCAGAAAGCACAAAGAUGGCGGCUCUGACUCAGAAUGCAGCUCAUCUCCGACUCUCAGAGAACUUGUCUCAACCCCUAAAAAGAGCCGAGGGAAACCUGCUUUGUCCAAAGUCCCUUUUUUAGAAACUGUUAACGGAGACUCUGACUACACUGGGACUGAUGUUCUGUCAAACGGGGAUGCACCUGAACCUGAACCUCUGGAUUUGGUGUGGGCCAAAAGCAGAGGAUAUCCGUCCUACCCUGCUCUGAUCAUAGAUCCAGACAUGCCUCAGGAGGGUCUUCUGCAUAAUGGAGUUCCCAUUCCUGUGCCUCCGCUUGACGUGCUGCGCCUUGGUGAGCAGAGACAAGAAGAAGCUGGAGAGAAACUCUUCCUGGUUCUCUUCUUCGACAACAAACGCACCUGGCAGUGGCUGCCACGAGAUAAAGUGAUCCCUCUUGGCGUGGACGACACGGCCGAUAAACUGCGUAUGAUGGAGGGCAAGAAGACCAGUAUCCGGAAGUCUGUGCAGGUGGCCUACGACAGAGCUAUGAUGCACUUGAGCCGAGUUCGAGGAGAUCACGGUUUCGUCGGCUCCAACUACAUGUAGAACAGAAAGUCCAACUGCAUCUGUCCUAACGUACCACUCACAUGGUGUUUCUAAGGCGGGCUGAGAGCCAUUUGGUUAAUGCGCCAGGUACUAGACUCCUGAUCAUUCAGUUCAGUUUAGUUUAUCCAUGUGAUCAUGACACAACCCUCUCAGUCAUUUCAGAUUCAGGACAGGAAAAUACAGUGGCUUCUACCAAUAAUUAGUUUUUAUGAGGCGUCACUUUAUGGUGAGGAUGAGUCUAAACCACGUAGACUCGAGAGUUUUAGCGUUUAGGUACAUUCAGAGCAAUUAACUUCUGAAAGAUUAAUUUUAAACGAAUGAACUUAAAGAAUAUAAACGUUUGAAUGAAUCACUGCCAUUUUCUUAAGAUAGCUUUUUACUUUUUAAAGUUUUACAAACCACUUCUUGUAUAUUGUAAAGACACUGUAUAUAAGUAUGUUUUUUUAUCAUAUAGUAUCUAAUUUAAUUUUUUUUUUUUUCUCUCUUGUUUAUUGUGAAAUAAAUUGCCUGGAGGAAUGAAGAAAUGAAGGUUGUGUAUAUACGUGUAUAAAGAUUUUCAGAUGAACUGACUUCCUACAUAGUUUAUCCUGCUUGUCUUUGAUAUCGGAUGGUGUGAGUGUGUUCAUAUAUAUGUACAUUAACGGCGCCCGAUCCCGUAUGUAUGUGUAUAUGUACCACCUCACGGAUGUCUGUGGUUAAAUAUAUAUUCUCAUUUUUGAUACAAAAAAGUAAUUUAUUUAUGGACCGUAAAGAGAUAAAGGAAUUAAAUUAUAUUGGUUCAGGAUGGAAAGCAGAUCUCUUAUUUAAGAUGAUAAACUAUUGCAUAGGCUUUUAAGAUCUAACUUCACAUGUGCUUUCAGAUCCCGGUUUAGUUCUUUUUAAGAUUUCAAAGUGAAAUGUUUGAGGGAUGGUGAUGAUGACGAUGAUGAUAACAUGUUGUACACUUGCUGUUAUUCCCUUUUCACCAUCAAGCACAGAACCUUGUAUUUAUUGUAGAAAGUUGUGGAGCUUUUUGUUCACUGUUUAUAAGAUGGAACCUCUAAGAAAUUUUAAGCUUGUACAAACUGCAGAUUUUACCUACCCACCAAAUAACCUGUCUCCAACAGUAUUUUCUCAUGCGGGGAAAUAAAUGUUCUAUUGAAACUCUA
This is a messenger RNA of Puntigrus tetrazona (Sumatra barb), 5338 nucleotides long. It is a transcript of the gene brpf3b, whose product is annotated as bromodomain and PHD finger containing, 3b. The record is from RefSeq and is a predicted model, not a curated record. The coding region runs from base 498 to 4190 and encodes 1230 amino acids. Lineage: Eukaryota; Metazoa; Chordata; Actinopteri; Cypriniformes; Cyprinidae. Gene Ontology annotation, biological process: regulation of transcription by RNA polymerase II. Gene Ontology annotation, molecular function: protein binding. Gene Ontology annotation, cellular component: MOZ/MORF histone acetyltransferase complex. The transcript has 13 exons.